This is a messenger RNA of Aspergillus saccharolyticus JOP 1030-1, 726 nucleotides long. Its product is annotated as putative 26S proteasome non-ATPase regulatory subunit Nas2. Gene Ontology annotation, biological process: proteasome regulatory particle assembly. NCBI's taxonomy places the organism in Eukaryota, Fungi, Ascomycota, Eurotiomycetes, Eurotiales, Aspergillaceae. Gene Ontology annotation, cellular component: cytoplasm; nucleus. Gene Ontology annotation, molecular function: protein binding. Bases 1 to 726 code for a protein of 241 amino acids. The record is from RefSeq and is a predicted model, not a curated record. The transcript has 4 exons.
AUGGAUACCAACAGUAACAUUCAUGCUCCUACAGUCGCCUCCGGGCCUACGUCCGGAGAGGCUCCUUCUCGCGACUUGUCCAAGCUCGGUGUCGUCGAUCUCAUGCAAGAAAAAGAACGCAUCGAAGAGGAACUCUCGGCUCUCAGCAGCGUCCUCAGCUCUCAUGGAGUUCAUAUGAAUACCUCGUUGACGACGUUCGAUGGCUACCCUCGCGAUGAUAUCGACGUCGCCCAAAUACGUACCACCCGAGCGCGCAUCAUCCGACUACGAACCGAUCACAAAGAAGUCAUGUCACUUCUCGAAAAGGGUAUACAUGAUCACUUCGCAAGCUUGCAGCGGGCGCAGACUACUGCGCCGUCUGACGGCAGUGCCAACAAUACACAAACUGGGCAGGCCAGUGCGACCAGCAAUGGCGAUUCAAGAUCCGAAGCUGCCGGGGUCCCUUUUGCGAAAGUCAAUAGUGUUGUGGCUGGAAGCCCCGCAGACCAAGCAGGACUGAAGGCCGGUGAUACUGUGAGGAGCUUUGGCAGCGUAAACUGGUUGAACCAUGAACGUCUCUCAAAGGUGGCCCAGGUUGUCCAGCAGAACGAGGGGCGUGCUGUGACCGUUGCCGUCGCGCGUAAGGAUCCAAAUUCGAUCCGUAACCUUGAGCUCAGCCUGGAGCUCACUCCUCGCCGUGACUGGGGUGGUCGGGGUCUAUUAGGCUGCCAUCUGGUUCCUCUGUGA